This is a messenger RNA of Vombatus ursinus (common wombat), 626 nucleotides long. Its product is annotated as zymogen granule membrane protein 16-like. The transcript has 3 exons. The coding region runs from base 1 to 513 and encodes 170 amino acids. The record is from RefSeq and is a predicted model, not a curated record. Lineage: Eukaryota; Metazoa; Chordata; Mammalia; Diprotodontia; Vombatidae.
AUGAUGCUGAUGCUGAUAUUCUUCCUUUUCACCCUCCCGGUGACUGUCACUGCUGAGGAGCAUGGUCAACAGCGAGGGUCCUCGUUUUCUGGAGAAUAUGGAAGUGGAGGAGGAACCAGCUUUUCACUCUCUGGGGAGCACAGAAGGGGCAAGAUAACUGGAUUUCGAAUCUAUGAACAAUGCAGUGGGAUCAUCCAUGGCAUCCAGUUCCAGUAUGCCCACAUCUGGAGCGAAUCACAUGGCUCCAAGUCAGGACGGAGCCACGAGGUUCUCCUCAAGAACGGUGAGAAGAUCACUCAAGUCCUAGGCAAAUACUACUCCUACAUCCAGCAACUGAUAUUCAUCACCAACUACGGCCGAAUCUUCACUUUUGGGCAGCCAUCAGGCUACUCCUUCAAUGCCACUCCCCACUACCGAGGAGCCUUCCUGAGCUACGUCAGUGGGCACCACAAUAGUUAUGGUCUCACUGGCGUUGGCUUUCACUGGGAUGAGCCCAAGUUCAUCAAGGCCUGAGGGUCAAAUAGCGCACCGGGGAGGGAGAGGAAAGGCUCAAUAUUCCCCGAGCCUAGCAGAAUCAUGGGAAUUUGGGGUGGGUGACAAAGUAUAUAUAUGACAAAACUAGCAGG